AUGGCGGUGAUCAAUGAUAAGGGGGGCAACAGCUCCGCGGCUGUGUCGAGGAGGUUGGCGUCCAAGUGGCCGAGGCCGGUGUGGCAUGCGCCGUGGAAGAUGUACAGGGUCAUUUCUGGACACUUGGGUUGGGUUCGUUGCAUAGCCGUUGAUCCCGGUAACGAGUGGUUUGCGACGGGCAGUGCGGACCGAACCAUUAAGAUCUGGGACCUAGCCAGCGGCCAACUGAAGCUCACCCUGACGGGGCAUAUCGAGCAGGUCACGGGUCUGGCGGUGUCCUCGCGCCACCCGUACAUGUUCAGUUGCGGACUGGACAAGAUGGUCAAGUGCUGGGACCUGGAGCAGAACAAGAUUAUCCGGUCGUACCACGGCCACCUGUCCGGAGUGUACUGCAUCGCCCUGCAUCCCUCCCUGGACAUCCUUAUGACGGGAGGGCGUGACAGCGUCGUGCGGGUUUGGGACAUGCGCACUGCCGUACAAGCCAUGGUGUUGUCGGGACAUGACCAAACCGUGUGCUCCCUGCUGGGCCAGUCACCCGACCCUCAGGUCAUCAGCGGCAGUCACGACAGCACCAUCCGGCUGUGGGACCUGCGCAAGGGCAAGGCCAGCAGCGUCCUCACCCACCACAAGAAGUCCAUUCGCGCCCUGGCCCUCCACCCCCACGAGUUCGCCUUCGCCUCGGCAUCCGCGGAGAACAUCAAGAAGUGGGCGCUGCCCGACGGCGACUUCCUGCACAACAUGCUGUCCCAGCAGCGGGCCAUCAUCAACUCCAUGGCCAUCAACCAGGACGGCGUCGUGGCGACAGGCGGCGACAACGGCAGUCUGUGGUGGUGGGACUGGCGCAGCGGUCACUGCUUCCAACAAGACGAGACUGUCGUACAACCCGGCUCCCUGGAGUCAGAAGCGACCCUGUACGACAUGGCGUACGACAUGUCUGGCAGUCGGUUAAUUACGGCCGAGGGCGAUAAGACUGUAAAGAUGUGGCGGGAGGUGGAGGACGCGACCCCGGAGACCCACCCGGGGCUGCCCUUCCGACCUCCCAAGGAUAUCAAGAGGUUCUAA
This is a messenger RNA of Volvox carteri f. nagariensis, 1062 nucleotides long. RefSeq lists its product as uncharacterized. The record is from RefSeq and is a predicted model, not a curated record. The coding region runs from base 1 to 1062 and encodes 353 amino acids. The transcript is spliced from 6 exons. Gene Ontology annotation, molecular function: protein binding. Gene Ontology annotation, biological process: mRNA splicing, via spliceosome. Lineage: Eukaryota; Viridiplantae; Chlorophyta; Chlorophyceae; Chlamydomonadales; Volvocaceae. Gene Ontology annotation, cellular component: Prp19 complex; precatalytic spliceosome; catalytic step 2 spliceosome.